Messenger RNA from Closterium sp. NIES-65, 1326 nucleotides. Lineage: Eukaryota; Viridiplantae; Streptophyta; Zygnematophyceae; Desmidiales; Closteriaceae. The record is from the annotation of a GenBank genome assembly.
AUGUCUCUGCCUCCGACUUUCCGGUGCUCCAUCGGUUGGGUCCGCCGUGCAUUGCGCCGCCAGGGUGUCAGGUGCAUCGCCGCAUGUGGCGAGGCGGCCGACCAGGACCUCGCCGUUGUCCGUACUGCUCAGGAGAAGCUCCCGCAGCUCCUCAUGCACCUCUCUGUGAGGCCGCGCGACACCUACAACUUCGACGAAACUGCACUCUACAUUUCGGUGCUUCCUCGCAAGACGUACGGCGCCGGCCGUGUGGCGGGAAGGAAGGAGGUGAAAGAUCGCCUCACCGUCGGCUUCCUCGUCAACGCGGACGGCUCUCACUCCUUCCGCCCCUUGGUGAUCUCCAAGGCGAAGCGCCCCCACGACUUCCGCCCGAGCUUCGAUCUGCUUUUCACCCUCUUCAUCGAGCAGCUGAACGCUGCCAUGUAUGCCGAGGAUCGUCAUAUUGUGAUUCUUCUUGACAACGCGAGCAGCCAUAUCCUCAGGUCGCGCGGCGCCACCUCCGAUGACCUAUUCGGGUUCCGCACGUGCUCUCUCUCCAACAUCCGCCUGGUGUAUCUCCCACCGAACACCACCGCCUUCACCCAGCCACUCGACCAGGGGCUCAUCGCGAUGGCGAAGGCGCAGUACCGGCAGCAUUGGCUGCGCGCCUUCACCGCCCGCUGGAAUGCGGAAGGAGCGACCCCGGCCGUGGCUCGCUUCAAGCCCAACCUCCGCGACGUCGUGGCCUGGCUCAACGACGCGUGGAUGAACACCGAGUUGCGCACAAUUCAGCGCUGUUGCGCAAUGCCGGCAGCGGCAUUGGUCGCCAUUGACGACAACCAGCCUACCUGCGCAGAGCCGGGCGAGGAUCCGCUGGCCACCGAGCCGCCAACCGCGCCUUCUGCGGAGAUGUGGGAAGCGCCCGCCACCAUGGAAGCCGUCUACGAAGACAGCAACCCCGAGUUCCGCGAGGCACGGCGCUACGCUCGAGCGACCUCCGAGAUGCUCAUCGGCUACGUGAAGGCAACCAGCAUCACCCCGCGCGACUUGUGCGCGCUCUUCGACAUCCGCAACCCCAUCAUCAGGGCGCGUAUGGAGCGCGCCAGCCUGCCGAUUAACCUCAACAUGACCCCGCCGCCUGCCAUCCCUGAGGGCGCCACCCCACAGGCCGAGACACCUCGUCGCCGUGGCCGCGUGCUUCCGGCAUGGAUGACGGAGCCCACCCCAUCGUGGGUGACUCUGACUCAGCAGGCGGCGUGCCGCCAGGAGCUGAUUGACGGCGAUGUGCCGGCCGUCAUGGGUGGCUACCUGGCAGCGCCGAAUGGAUGCGCCUGUGAAGGGGUUUGA